Molecule: messenger RNA, 1037 nt
Organism: Ochlerotatus camptorhynchus
Lineage: Eukaryota; Metazoa; Arthropoda; Insecta; Diptera; Culicidae
Gene: spn-B
Product: spindle B
Exons: 3
Coding region: 55-882 (275 amino acids)
Biological process (GO): double-strand break repair via synthesis-dependent strand annealing; t-circle formation; telomere maintenance via recombination
Cellular component (GO): replication fork; Rad51C-XRCC3 complex
Molecular function (GO): four-way junction DNA binding; ATP-dependent DNA damage sensor activity; ATP binding
Source: RefSeq, a predicted model, not a curated record
UACCUGGGAGGGAGAAGCAGAUAGCCGAUAGCACACACGUUCGUACUCCGCGAAAUGACCAGCGGUGAAUUUGUAACUUCUGAAUCAAAAUCUUCUGGAUUCCUCACUGCAAAACAAUCUCUGGUCGAGUAUCAUCAGCGUUGGCGUAAAAUCAAAUUCAACUUGGACUCGUUGGACCAGCUCACCGGUGGCGGGAUAAGCUCACGUGGAGUAGUAGAAAUAGCCGGUGAUGCCGGCUCAGGGAAAACCCAGCUUUGCCUUCAUCUAGCCUUGGUUUGCCAGAUACAACCGCCAAUCGACCAAGGAAAUGUUCGGAAAGGGGUCGUGUACAUUAGCACCGAGAAUCCCUUUCCGUCCAAACGGUUGGUACAGAUGGAACAGGCUAUGAAACGGAAUUUAGGAUCACAAAUGGAUUUGAAAAAAUACACGGAUAACAUUUUCGUGGAACAUUUGAACAGUGGUGGUGCCCUCGAAGAUUGCAUCACUCAAAGGCUUCCAGUUCUACUGGAAAACAAUCCAAUUGGUUUGCUCAUAAUCGAUUCCAUCACGGCAGCUUACGCCGAUGAGCAGAACUACGUAGAGCGUGCACAAUCGUUCCGACGAGUUGUGCAUACGGUGCAGUCCCUUCAGAAUCGAUUCGAUUUUGGCUUCGUUUGUACCAACCAGGUCCGAUCGGUUGUCGAUAGCUCCACUCUGGAAGAUGAAAAAAUCGUCCCCGCCCUGGGAUUGGCGUGGGGUAGUUUAGUGCAUACACGCUUUCAACUCAGUAGGAUACCAGGCACUGCCGGCGAACGGAGGUGUCAACUGUUGUUCAGUCCGACUGCUGCCCCAGGACGGUGCCAUUUUGUCAUCACCGAGGCAGGGAUUUCGGAUUUGACGUGAUUCGUUUGCGGUAGUACAGUUGUUAGGUUCACAGUUUUUUUUUAAUUGUACAUUUAAAAUAUAGAAUUUUACACGUAUUCCACCGUAUUUGUUUGAUUCACUAUUCUAUACUGAUUGAUUGUUUUUUCCCUAAUAAAUAUGCUAUUUUUGUUCAA